Pocillopora meandrina is the source of this 25135-nucleotide messenger RNA. Lineage: Eukaryota; Metazoa; Cnidaria; Anthozoa; Scleractinia; Pocilloporidae. The record is from the annotation of a GenBank genome assembly.
AUGGACGAUGGAAGUAAGUUACGCGUAAGAACAGAACAAGCUGUCAUACCCGAUGGCAGUGUCGUGUUGCAGUCGUUCAUCGCAAAACUUGGUAAGAAAGGGAGCAGUGAAGCCUACAUUUAACUUGUGUUUGAGUUCAGCCUUAGUUAGGUCACUUCGGUUUAUGUUUAAAAAACUAGAUCAAUUAUCUCCGAUUUCUGUGUGUGAUAAUCACAUACAGAUAUCAGAAGUAUCACUGAUAGUCAAUUCACGCUUUGCUUACUUUCAACAACUGUAACUUAGGUGAUAAAAAAAUAAGCUGAAUUAUAAAUGUACACGCAUUUUGAUUUAUCACCAUGAACAACUUUUUGCUUUGUUAUUAUAUAAAACAAACAGAUUCCAUGUUGCUGUGGAAGUGUAAAGUAAUAGAUCACAAGUGACAAUAAUUGUGGUAAUAACAUCAAUGACACACUCGGUUACACUUCGUGUUCCUCUUUGUUGCCAGUACCACAUUUUGAUGUCAUAUGUGAUCUAUUAGUGAACAGACUCAUGGCAACAUGGAAUCCAUUUGCUAAUUAGAAAUAUCGAGCUUGUAGUGUACAAUACUGUAGUUGUUAAAUACAAGUUCAAUCGUGGUCUUAGUAAGGCAUUCUCUGUUUAUUCUGUUAUUGUAAAUUUUCAGUCUUAUACUGUCCUAGAUGUCCUUAAAAUUUCUGUUAUUCAUUAUGAGAUCACUCUGCAAAUUGUUGAUAGGUCACCAUAUAGAAGAAAUCCGUGUGAGAGCACUGAAGAACAUUUUAUUUAAGCUAGAGCACAAGUUGGUUUGUCCAGCUGAUCUGGUUCAAGAGAGGCAGUUGCUGAUUAAUCUUUUAGAAUGGUUCAACUUUCCAAAGGCACCCCUUAAAAAGGAGGUGCUGGGAAUUCUUGAAAUUCUGUCAAGGGUGAGUUUACAGCACUAGGUGACUGAAGCAUUUACUGGUAGUUUCAAUUCAUUGAUAAAGUGCAAUGCCAGUAUCCAAGCUCUGUAUUAGUAAUUCUCUUUACUGUCUGCCAUAUAAUUCUCACAAUGUUAGUUCUGGGAAUUUGGUAUUGGAUCAGCUAAUAGUCUUCUUGUUGAUAUUUUUCUUUAUUCUCAACACUUUUCUUCUUGAUGUUGUAUUGACAUUGAGAGGAAAAAUUCUAUCUUGGUCACUCAUGAGAGUUAAAUGGUUAAGAAGCUAUAUUUUACCCAUUGGGUUCAUGUUGCAGUUACACGUGAGCAACUGUUGUUAUGAGUAUUGAUACCAUCCAAAAUUAUUGGUUACUAACUUGCUUUGCAAGCAGAUUUUUUGUUCAUUUGACUAGAGAUAAUACAUUUCUGCAGAUCAAGACUAUUCAAGAAACCUGCAAAAAAUAAAAACCAAUAAUAUUUUCCUGCUUUAUGGUAAUUCAAGUUUCUUUAUUUGAAUGUUUUCAUCAGCCUGUUUCUGGAGCAGAGGGCCUGCUAAGUCUUGGAGCAGUAGAAUUUCUAUCACACUUAAGGCAAGAUGUUGAUCCUGAAUUACACCAAAGUGUUGAUAAUGUGAUACAUCAGCUACUGAGCUUGCCGCAAGAGGAUGCUGUGGAUCACAGUCAACAGUGCUUGUACAAGGAGCAGUACCCUGGGCCAGUGGAUCAAACUCAAACAUCUGUGGAUCGUGAUGAGUAUCAGCAGUCCCUUGGUGAGUGCAAAAAAUAUUUGAACUGACAGUAAUCAGGAGACAUCCUGUACACAUUUAUCAGAUUGGUUUAAUUGGGCUGGGAGAUAGAACUGGAAGUGUAUAGAUGGAAGAAAGGAAAUAGCAGAAGGAAAAAUGAAGGUAGUGGAGAAAAAAAAGUGAAAGAAAAUCACCUACAUGUAUCAUGAUAUUAUUGCCUGUAUUCUUCUUUUUUUCUUCCUUUGAUUCAUUCAACUCAAACAGUAGCAGUUCCUUAAAAUUAUGGUUUAUUCAUUGAAAAAUCUGUCAGAUUUCAGGCCUAAUAAAGGUUUGUCUUGCUUUGAGUCAGAACAACAGCACCUUUGAAGUUUGGUAGGGCUUGAGAAAAUUUGAUAGGACAAUAAAUUAGGGGUUGCACUUGUCUCAUGGAACUGAUGACAGAUUUUUUUGCAAAAUAAUCAAUAAUUUGCCAAGUACCUUGGAGACCUUCAUGAUGGCAGCAGUUUGUAUGAAACUCCAUUCAUAGGUCAAACUGCAGCCAGCACCCAGUCAACUAGUACUAACCCCCACCCUGAGGGUAGCAGAGCCUUUUUUUCAUCUAUCAGCCCAGUCAGUGGAUAUUUUGAGAAACAGGGUGGCAUGACUCAGAAAGCAAUCAUUCCUCUACAAAGUGAGAUGCACUCAGAAUCCUCAUCAAGUAAACAAACCACAGGUAAAGUACCCCUCAAAAAUAAGUUAACAGCUCCUUGAAACUCAAUCCUCCAUGCUCGAUUCUUGAUUCUCAAUUCUCAAGAACUUUAAAGGGUUAUUUAAAUAACCCUUUAACUCUUAUAAGUGAUUAAAAUGCAACUUCUCCCAAUAUUUUCCAUACAUUAUUCAACAAACAGGUGAUGAGAAUACUCAAACUUAUCAGGUAGAGGUCUUUACCUUGAUCUAUGUCUUGACCAAUAUAUUCCUUACAGAAAAUAGUUUGCAGAGUUCUCAAUCCUUUGCUGUUGAGCAUUAUAGAUGCUUAUGGAUAAAAGUAAAUCUGUAGUUCUCUUUUACCCACAUUACAUUAAAUUUGCUUUCAGGAACCUUUAGUGACAACAAGUCAAGCCUGACCUUUGUUCCUUGGUUACCUUUGUCAGCCAGUGACAGACACAUUUUGUCUGUGACAGCCAGCCGUUUACAGAGUAGAAGCUCUUCCUUAGUGUCUAAGUCUUGUGAGUUUCUGAGAGAUGUUCUGUUUAAGGAUUUCCCUGCUGAGAUCUUCUUACACAGGCCAAGCGUGCUUCAGGUAACAAGAAAAUCUGUCACUCCUUAACCUCCUGAGUGUUUAUAUGGCAUCCUGAGUAAGUUGACAUUUUGAGAGAUUCAGUUUAACACUCUAACACCCAGACCAAAUUUGUAAUUCUCCUAACUGUCAACUAUUCAAUUCUUAUAAUGUUAAUUAAGAGAAUUUAAUAUUGGGUCAACUAAUUAUCCCUAAAUUGAUAUUUUUCUUUAUUCUCAUCACUUAUCUGGUUGAUAUUGUAUUGAUAUUGUGAGGAGAAAUUCUGUCUUGGUCACCUGUAGAAGUUAAAGGGUUAGUUCCAGGUGUUGGUUGUUCAAAUAAAGGGGGUAAGUUUGUAAUUAAAUAAAACUGUGGUGCUACAUCGUUGGGGGAGUAUAACAACGAAGAUAAAUUGGUGUAAUCAAAUGAGUUGAUGAUGUAAAUUGGCCACUGUAAAGAGGUUGAAAACUGAGGUUUCAAGCAUUAGCCCUUCUUUAGAGAAAAUGGUUGUUGGAAGGCUGGUUGGCGUUAUUCUAUGGUUAAACUGUUAUCCACUGGAUUGCGUAGUAUGUUUUUGUAAACACUUAUCUACUGGUUAGGAUAACAAUUUAACCAGUGGAUAAAAUAGAUUUGACACUUCAGUAUUUCAAAUGGAUUAUUUAUAGCAGCAAAUUAUUAUAUUACUAAAUCAGACAUUUGUGCUUUGUGUUCUUUGAGAGACUUAAAAAUGAACGCAAUGGAUGCUUAAGUUUUUAUUUUAAUUUGUUUUUGUAUUAUCAACUGAAGUCUCUUUUAGAACUGUUGGAGGAGAAGAGCAAUGUUAGUGAUGAAGCUUCUCUUACACUUGGUGCCAUACGCUGUCUGUGUGACCUGAACCAUCAUGUCCUUGUACGGCUCAUGGCAGUGUGUGAUCUUGUGCUUUUCUGUCCUGAACAAGGUUUGGCACUUUGUUCAGUUUUGUCUUCAUUAAAGAGGAGUUUUUCAUAUGGAACACUUUAUCUAUAAAUUUCCUAUAAAUUUCAUCAUGAUGUUCAUGCUUAAGGUUAGGAUUUUUUUAAUCUUUUCUAUCAUUUGCCACAUUCCCUUUCGGGUUAUUUUGUUAUUUCCACUUUCUAAUUUUUUAAAGAAAGUGACAAAAGUUUUGAGUUGUAAAACAUGUUUCAACAGAAACUUCUGUCAUCUUCAGUUAAUUACUGCACCAAGCAUUGAAAGUUGAAUUAUAUAGCUGUUGUCACUAUUCAUCUUAAUUAGCAUUGUUCUGCUUACUAUAUAAUUCAACUUUCAAUGCUUUGUACAAUAAUUAACUGAAGAUGACAGAAGUUUCUGUCGAAACAUGUUUUACAGACUCAAAAGUUUUGUCGCUUUCUUUAAAUUCUAAACUUGCCUGCAAAUAUUAAGACACUUUCUAAUUUGUGAUGAAGUUAUCAACAGUUUCAUUAAUGGCAGGCAAGUGACAAAAACUACUGCUUUAACUUUAUCGGAAUUAAUCUCUCCCUGCUUUCAUGACAGAUUGUUGGAAAUACAGGCAUAUUUCUUUGUCAAUGGAAACAAAGAACCAAGGUACCGAUCAACAGGUGACAAAUGUAAGAGAAACUGGAGAUGGGGGAGUUGACAGGUGUGUCUGCAUGCACAAGGAUACAUUAGACACGCAUACAGUAUUUUUUAAGAUAGAGAGAUCUAGAUGGCCUCUGUUUUAGUUUAUAUAUAGUUAGUAUUCUACAACAUGAGCUACAUGUGAAAUAGGGGAGUUUGUAAUUUGCAUUGAGCAUUCAUUUGACUUAAAUGUAUAGAUUCACAGCAAAACCAUCAUUUUACCAGUCUGAGAAUUCAAAUAACAUUGACGCAUGGUUGUCAUUAGGAGGCAGAAGAUGGUGGAAACCCACCAGCUGUCAGACCAUUUUGCACAGGCUAAUUACAAGUUGAGACCAAAGACAGAUAAUAUGUAUUUUUGAGCUGAUUCUAACAUCAAUGUCUGGCUAAGAAAGGUUACUCAAAUAUGUCCACAAUGCUGGAAGUCACAUCACAGAGAGUUUUAAAUUUUAAAUUUUUCCUUGGAAUCAUUUCCUCAGACCCUCCUGAGAAAGUAAUUUGGUUUUAUCAACUUAGUUGUUAAAUGUAAAUUGGCCAUUAUAAAGAGCUUCAAAGCUGAAGUUUCAAGUGUUUGCUCUCAAGCUAACACUCAGAACAUCAGCUUUGAAACUUUUUCUAGUGGCCAACUUACAUUAUUUUAUUUAUCAACUCAGUUGAUAAAACAAUAUUAUCUUGUUAUACUUCCCCACUGAUGCUGCACCACAGUUUCUCUAGAAAUUUAUCCCCUUUAUUUGCCACUGUAGAAGGGCUUGUUUCUUUAAAACAUGCCAUGUUUGCAACAUAAUUCAAAAUAAUUCAAUUCAACUUUCUACUCAGUUCAGAUUAUCUAUCUCUGAUUGAUGCAUUACUGAAUGAUGUACUUUAUGGCUUCUUGAUGGUAAAAAUUGGAUUGUUCCUUUGUUUUCAGUGAUGAUCAAUCCAGUUCCAGUGUGUCUGACAACAAAGCGUCUCAGGCAAGUGAUGAAGAUGAAGAUGAGAUGGUUACGGAAGCCUUGCAGUUCAACCAGCUGUCCUUGGAGGAGUUUUGUAUAAUUUUGCUCUCUAAAGUUGUUCCCAUAUUUAAGGGAUACCUGUGCAUGGAUUCUGCCAUAAUUGAAUCAGCUGUGAGCUUGUCACACAAAGUAUUGAGUUUGAUGAUGAAAGUUCUUCCAGUUGAUCUUUGGAGACGUGGAACAAAGUUGAAUUCUUUGAUGGUAAGUCACUAAUUCUGUUUGGUAGUAAAGGAAAGUUGAUUUAAUUAUUUUCCAAAAAAAUGAUUGUUAAAGCACCUAAUAUUGUCACUUUUAAAUUGUUGCUCCACAUAUAUAGGAUUUUUCUAAGUUAGUUGAAAGGAAACUUCUCAGAGAAAUGUCCCAUCACAGGAGAUGUGGAUCAAAAAAUUAAAGUGGGCUUUUUUUAAAGAGGAAGGGGAAAUGAUCUUUUGGAAGCUCUGCACAUGCAAAAUGUCUGCUAUUGGGAAGGUUCAGUUGUACAGAAUGUUUAAAACAGUAUAAGAGCAUGACAUGAAUCACAACAGCAUCUUACUUGUCCUCCUACUCAUCAAGGGCCACAAGGAUUAUGUUUUACUUUGAACUGUGUCAGUCAGUAUAACUGUCUGGGUGUUUUAAGUCUUUAAUUAUACUAAGCAUGACAAAUUUGUUAUUUAUCUGAAUAUUUUUGUCUUUUCCAGGCUAGUUCUCUUGUAAAUAUAAUGAAGAGUUUGGGUAAGAGUAUUGUGCAUCAUAUCAAAUAUUACGGAAGGCUUGGCCUGGAUGAAGGGAAGGACAAACAAAAGGACUCCAAGCCACCAAAGCACACACUACCUAAACAUCGAAUGACAGUUGUAAAUCUGGCGACAUUUCUGUUGCGGUUCCUAGAUAGCUUAGUGCCUCUGGAAAUUGUAAGUAUACUAUAGCUACUUCCCACUGAUAAAGUUUUGUAGUAAUUGUUUAAACUUAAAGAAACCUCCAAGUAAUUUUGCUAUGAACACCUCUUUCUACUUAAGGCAGAUAUGCUCAAGACCAUUGUGUACCACCCUUCAACAAACUGUGCAGGAGGAUUUGUGGAGAAGUCUAAAUCUUUCCAAAUAUCUACAGAGUACUGUACCUUUUGAAACCCUCAUUCCUCCUUUCCAGAGCUGUGAUUUAGUGGUGCACAGUGGCCUCUGGGGCCUUACUUUUUCCCUUGGCUGACUAGGGCAUCAGUUCUUAGUUUUUUCAUUAAAAAAGCAUAAUUAUGCUGGACACCCUGGAUCUCACAAUUUCAGAGCGCUGGGCUUCCUUCAAUGUUUCUUAGAGCAUAGCCUUGCUAAUGUUGGAUUUAACUGGAAUACAAACCUAUGAUGCAUAAGGGGCAGAUUCAUUACAGAUAAUAAUUUUAAUAAUUUUCUGAUGAUAGUGACCAAGAAUGUAGCACUGAGUGACCUUCUCAGUGCUUAGAGGUGACCCAGUAAAACUUAAUGUAAGACAGAUUUUUUUUAUUUCCCCUGAUUUUUCUCUGCAUUUCUCACCAGACUUAUUUUAGGAGAAUCAUAUAUAACCAGCUCUUGCUACUCAUUACUCAUUACUCAUUGUAACAGCACAUUUUAGGGUCAUGUUUAUUUUGUCAGCUGUAAAGGCCUGUAGUUUUGAAGUAUGGCUGUUAUUAUUGAAAUAACAAUUGAUCAAAGAGUUCAUAAAAAGUCAUGGAAUUAUAUUAAUUUGAAAAAAGUAUCUGAUUUUAAGGCAAAUUUCAAUGCUGUCUGUAAAUGCCAUUGUUCCCAGUUAAGUUUCUUGUUUUGAAAAUAACCAUUUUUCAGUCAUCAAAGGUGGUUCCUUCUGAGGUAAUAACAGUGAUGUGGCUCCUUUCUAUGGAUGAACUCUUGGUUAUCUCCCACCCUCAUUUACGACCUGCAGCAAUGAAGUACCUUGCUGUCCUGGAUCCAUAUUCACAUGAACUGUGCAUUUUCACUCAAGGAAUCUGUGACUCAAUGGCUAGCACUUGCAAAUUCCUUAAAAUUUGCAGAGUGAAGGUAAUUUCUUUGUUCCUUUGUUCAAAAUAAAUGCAUUUCAAAUGAAGUCCUUUCUUCAGAUGAACACAUUGACAAUCAUAAGUCAAGAACCUUUUAAGACUGAGUGUCAUAGAACAAAAACCAUAGUUAUGCAAGACUCAAUCUUAGUUACUUAGCAAACUCUAUAAGGAUUGGUGCUAAAAAAGAGUUGUACACUGUAGUUGUUAUUGUUGGUGAAUGAGCCAGUAAUAAAGUUUUUUGAAGGUCUCACAAUAUAUUCCCUUCUCAACUUGAUGCUCUUGUUUCUAUUGCAUGCUGCUAGCUCUCUUUGGAUGACAAAUUGUGACCAGUUGACCUCAUCAUCUGAAGAGAACUCUCUGAAUUAGCCAAAAUGUUUCAAUCCUUGAUGGAAUUUACAACCAUAUUAGAGAAACAAGUCAAUCUUAUAAUACGAUGUUACUUGUGCUAAGAUUUCCAAUAUCUACUUUUCUUUCAGGAACUUUCUUACUCCUUGAAUGAGCUUUCUAACCUUGUUCUUGCCUGUGUGCCUAGUGUCACAUAUCACAAGCACAUGGUAUUCAUCUCUGAGGCAGUAAAAAUCUGUAGCAGGGUCUGUAAUCCAGCAAGUCAGGCAGAUGACAGGGCCAUUCCUGUGUGUCAGAAGAUAGUACUACAAUUACUUGCUCACCCCAGUCCUGAAGUGAGGCUGCAAGCUUACAAAAUAUCCUUGAGCCUGGUAAAAGAAGCUUGCAGUGUGAGUCAUGUGACUGAACCAUUUUCUGUGGUCUGUCAAAAAGCGCUGUUUGUGUUAGAAAGGGCAGUACUACAUCAGAUCUGCUGUUUUGGAAUCUAUGAUGCAGAUGAAAAGGUCAGUUCUGUAAACGUACUAUCUUUCCAUUACAACACAAAUAGUAUUGUGCUUGACUGUGGUGUAAGUCAGUGGAUAAGUGACAAAGAAGGCAGUGUUUCCCUUAAAAGUCUAAUUGUUUGGAAACUGGCAUGCCAUUGUUUGGACUUGUGAGGGAAUCUGUCAAAGAAAAAACUUUGUCACUAUGGAAAAGAAAUAUCUAGUGGUAGUGUGCCAAACUCUGGGUUGAAGAGCUGGGUUCUAGCCCUGGCUGAGACAUUUUGUUGUGUUCUAGGGCAAAAGAAUUUGCUCUCACAGUGCAUCUCUACAACCAUGAGUACAAUAAGGUAACAGAAAAAUGACAGAGGGACCUUAUGAAAUUGCUGGGAAAAGGGAGAGGGAUGGGUAACCUGUGAUAAAGUAGUCAUUCUCCAAAGCAGGGGAGAGUAACAAUACCCAAAAGACUAUAUACAGGGUUUGUAUGGGUCUUGGAAACCUGCAAAGUCCUGGAAUUUUAUUCUGACAUUCAGUCCUGGAAAAAGACAGGAAAAUCCUGUAAAUCUGCCCAACAUGAGCAAUAAAGUUUUCAGAAUUUACGUUAUAAGAAAUGUAUGAUUGAAAGGAGAAAUGAUUUUGAAAUCUUUGGAAUGAAAGGGCUCAAAUGGAAAUUUGGAAAAAUCAAUCUGAGUCCUGGAGAAGUCCUGCUUGAAAUUUGUUUCUGGAAAAAGGGCACAAACCCCGUACAUACCCCAAGCCACUUUGUGAAAUAAAAACUGGAAUACACUGUUGGUUCUACCUGGAUGGGUCACUUUGUUAAGUGCAGACUUUCUUUAACUUAUGCAUAUUCUGAAUUAGGAAAUGUCUGUUGUAGGUCUGUGAUGUGGCAGUUGAACUCAUUACCACCCUACUUCUUGGUCGCCUCAGUAUGAGCGGUGAACUCUGGAAAAAACUCUUAGAUGGCUUGAUUGCCUCCCUACCCCAGCUGCAAGGCUCAAUCCUAGUUGAUCCUGCUCUGGAUCAGUGCAUAGUGGAGCUUGUAGCUUCACGUGGUGUUACAGGAGGACAUGUCACUGCUGAAGGGGACAUAAUAACGUUGCCGUCCUUAGAGCGGUUUAGAGGGGCAUUACGCCUGAUGUUUGUGAAAGACUCUAAGGUGCGCAGUAAAGCCUUUGAAUCUGUUGUCUGGCAGCUCACAAAUCAAGCUAAUAGUGAGAGAAGGAAGAGUUCAUUUCAAGGUAUUCUGGCAGACAAUGCUGCAGAUCUUUUCAUGGUGGAUCAGCUGACCUCUGCUGUACAUGCCCAUGCCCCAACAACACACACCAGUGUAGACAAGACUGAAAUUCUCAAUUUGUUGUCCAUACUGUCAUCGUCUUCUUUGGAUGUGGGGUUGAGGAAAUCUUCAGCUCAGCAACUAGCCAUCAUUUUGCAAGGUAAAAAGAUGUUCUGCAAAUAAACCAUUUCCUGUGUUUAACUGUAUGUAUUAUUUGUCACAUACCAAGCCAUAGGUGCAAAACGGUACUUCAAAAUGUAUUGCAAGUGCCGUGUAUUAAUCUUUCACUUUGGGUGAGAAAGAGAAUAUUACAGAGAUGUGAUUUAUAGUGUACGAUGUCUUCUCUACAGGUGAGGCCAAGAGAGUGUUUCCUGAUGAUAUGACACUAUAGUGUCCCCUUUUGACUGGUUUAUUACGAGAGGGUGAAUACGAUAGGAAUGGAGAGAAAUGGAGCAGCACUUUCACUUUUUUGAAAUGGACAGAAAAAGCAUCCAUAAAGCAUGCCAAUCAAUUGUUGACAAAAUUGUAUAACUUCUCAUUUUUACCCCAUUAACCCUUCAAUUCCUAGAAGUGAUUACCUCAUAACCUCUCCCCCCUAUAAUAUCCGUACACUAUCCAGCGAACAGGUAAUGAAAAUACUCAAAGUUAUCAGGAAGAAGUUGUUUUCUUGAUGUAACACCAAAUUCUCGCAACCUAUUCAUAAGGAAAUGUGUAGCAACCAGAGGGGAGAAUUUACUUGGGAGUUCAAGGGUUAAAUGACGUCCACGUUACUGGCUUGCCGUGUUUUGCAGCACGAAGCAAAGCUAAAACUUCCUUCCUUUCUUUCAGAUCCUCAGUGGCACGAGCCUCUGUUACAGGAACAUGCAGAUGAAGUUUGCAUGUCUAUUCUGUCAGAAAUAGUAGAACAGGAUGCCCCUGUGCACUCCUCGACCACACCUUGCCCAAGGGUAGAGCUCAUACCAGCCUGUCUGACCAUCCUUAGACUGUUAGCAGAGUACAGCGCCAGCUGCAGACGCUGUUUAGCUACGAAAUUGUCUUCUUAUUCUGUUAUUACAAGGUAAAUGGGUCGAUGUAGAAUGGUUAUUGUGCUGGACUCUGGGUCGAAGGUCCGUGUUGAAGACCUUGUGAGUUAUCAGGGAAGCCUGAUGAAAUGCUGGGGGAAUCUUGCAAUGGACUUGCAUGUUAUCCCCGACGACGGGAAGGGAGUAGUAACCCUCCGGCUGCAUGGGCCACUUGGCUGGAGUCCAGUGUUUUUUUACUUACCAGGUAAACAGCAGCAUGCAAAGGUGAAAAUUUUUAAGUUAUGUUGCUAAGAAUAGUUAAGGCAUAGGAAAUACUACUUUUUGUACAUUUGUUGCAAAUAAUGUUUCUGUUUGAAUUUGCACUUCAGGUGUUCACUGUUGUGUCAGCUCAGUGGUCAAGUGAAAUACGAGGCUGCUUGUCUCAUGGUUCUUCUUCUCUUUGACGAGGCUGCAGUAGCAAUGCCCGAUAGUGGCAGUGGGAUUCCUUUCAGCUUACCAAAAUCACUAGUCAGAAGGUAUGUUCAUAAAACAGUUUGUUACAUUGUACAUCCCCUUGUCAAAAUUAGGGACCUUAAGCAAACCACGACGGCAACAGUAACGAGGAAGUGGCUAAAUAAAGGAUAUCAUGGACAGAACAAUAGCUCUACUCGUGUGUAAAAUCAACAAAAGUUUGCAUUAUCUGAGACCAUUUGAAACUCAACGCUGCUCACAUAGGGUUUGCUGAAGUUGAGGUGUGGCGCCGUCGAGACGGUAAACACAUCCAGCCAUUCGCGAAAUACUGACUAGAAUUAUCAAUUCUUUUAUCUAAUCAACGUCUUUCUCGGGGUUGGCGUCCUAACUGUUUAAGGUUCCUAACGAUGAGUUCACAGCGCAAGCCUCAAGCCUUCUGCCAUAAUUCAAGAUUGAGUGACUUGCCCAGAUUUUGCAACCUUGCUCAGUUUGUAACGGAGAGAAAGUAACUAUUAAUCACAAUGUAUACGGUUUGUUCUUGUUUUUGAUUUUUAGUUCAAUUUAGUGAGGUAAGUUAAAGUCUACCGAGGGAAGUUGUGGAUUGAAUUAAUAAGAAGUUUAUAGACCCUAAAACUAAAUUUAAGCUUGCAAGCAAUUGAAUGUCACCGAAGAUGUGACCAUAAAACAUCACUAGGUGCUUCAUGGUUUUGAUCUCAGAAAUCUCGGAUAUUCUGCGCUCAAAAGCUUGAAAAGCAAAGUUAAAUAUGUCUCCCAAAGACAUCAGUUACCUUGUGACAUUACUUCAUUCAUUUAUUUUUCAUAUUUUUUUUCCUUUUUUUUUGACAGAUUUCAGUUUCCAUUCUCUCCUCCCGUCCACACUCCUAUCAGUGUUCACCAGUCUCCAGAACUUGAAGAGAAAGACGCGUUUGAAUCAGAACCAGCCGUGUCCAGACUUAGGUUGGCCUGGAAUCUAGGCUGGCAUGAAAACGUUGACAACCUGUCUAAAGUAAAGGGAGUGGAGGAUAGCAGCCAGUUAGAUAAAAAAUUAGGGUAAGAUGAUGUUACUUCACAUGUAAGCCCAGCGAUGCAUUCAAGCGGCUCUACCGCCAGUAAUUUUUGCGUUUUCGAAGUUAACUGGUGUAGAAAAGACAGAGCUACAUUAAGAUAUUAUUCACUCGUGAAAAAAUGUCUCAAAAACGGUGACAUAGUAGAGGUAAGCGCAAGGUGAGCGUGAAAAGUGUGCGAAGGGUGAGUUCUACGCGAGAGGAAGAGUGCGAUCAGUACAAUUGGCACCUGUCGCGCUCCUCUCGCGCGUGACUCGCCCUUUAUGCUUUCCUUGCGCUUGCCUCGCGCUUGCGUCCGCUCGCUAAGAAAAAAACAGGAGAAAAUGGCGCCUGUCCCGCAGACUGUAAGCAUCCUGUCUGCUGUCAGAAUCAACAAAGUCAAAAAAGUCCAUAGUAGAGAAAGAGUAACUAAAAAACAAAAGGUUGGUGAACACUUAAACAUUGUCCCAUAGGUAUUGGCGAGCCUUGCAGUGGACAACUCUUGAUGCUGAUCUUCUUUGCUGCACUCAUGUUCAAAUGGCUCUAAGUAAUCACCUACAGUGUAUGGAGACAGCGAAUUCGCAUUAUGACGUCAAGAUUGCUCUCAGUAACAUCACGGCUCACUUGUUGGCUGAUAAGAGUCCUACAGCCAAGCAAAAACUAGCGGUAGAGGUCCUGUACACUUUGAAAUGGGAAACUGCAUUUGAGAGGUACAAAUAAUAUUUUAUAACUUACUGUCAAAGCUUGAACACCGGAAUUGUGUUUGUUUUGUGUUUACCAUUAACCGUUUCUUGUGGAAUGUAAUUGUGUGGAAGAAAAUAAUCCAAUCAGACAAUAACAGGGUGUUAUCAACUGUGUUGAUAACGUAAAUUGGCCACCGUAAAGAGUUUAAAGGCUGUCGUCUCGAGCAUUAGCCCUUCGUCAGGGCGAUUUAAGGAAUUGUGUGUUGUGUCUGGGUUUAUAUGCAGAAAAUGGAGCAACGCUAUUGGUGGGAAUAUUGUGAGAGAAAACAAGAAUAAAUUAAUUGAAUGAAUCAAUCAGGCGAUAGAUAGCGUGCGAUCAGACCCUCAUCAUUAGUGCUGCAGGACAAGCGUUCCUGCGCCUGUGAGAAGAUUGGGGACAAGUCAGGGAGAGGUUUCUAAUAAUGAGGUAACAGACCCCUUGCAGACCCCUCACCGGCUGGCAUUGCUCAAGGCAUCAAAUUUCCCCUUUGGCGAAGAAACGUUUGGCGAAGCGCUGAUCAUGAGGGCCUGCUCGCGAGGUAAUCAGGCGAAAGAAAUUUUAACUGAACAAAGUGACGCUUAUGAUUUUAUGAAUCAGAACAAGUUAGCUAACGGUUUGCUUACGUGUUGAUGGGCCACCAGCAUUAGACAUGCUUACCAUGUCAUAGUUUUAGAUGUUCAUUGUUUUUGGAGUGAAACAGUAAGUGGCCUAUGUCAGUUGAUAUUUCGUGUCCCUUGUUGCCCUGUAGAGGUAUUCGCUUUUUUAAUUUUUUAAUUAGCUACUUUUUGAGAGAUACACAAACAUUAUACGUUUUUCAAGCACUGUGACUUAUUGGCUUGUGUCUCGUGAGAGACAUCUUGGUUCGCCACCUAUUCAUUACAACGUUCGCACAUGCGUGACUUUUGAUCGCUCUGUACUCCGUGAUUGGCCUCCAAAGGUGAAAACUUAUUUCUCGGCAUUUUAUUUUAUUAGAUAUCUGCAAGUGGUGCCAAACAGCAGCGAUGAUGAUAACUUGCUCAUAGAGGUACUGAAGGUGUUAGACAUCAUCCUUUCCAGUCCUCGACAACCUCCAGAGCCUGUGGUGGCCUGGGUAGCAAGGGUAGUCUUACAGAGAGAUGGACCACAGAUGACGCUGCUGAGAAAUGUCCAAACGAGUACUGCUGGCUCGCAAACAGUAUCUGAAUCAAAAAGGUAUGCUCUGUUGAUGUUUUUUUUGAUACUGUGAAAUGUGAAGGCUGUGAGUUUUCACUGUGUUCGUAGGUCGAACAAGAAGUGAAGAGUUUCAGUCAAGGAUCUCAUUGGAAAUUGUACAGGAAUAACGCAUGGAGUGUAGUUAUUUUACUUGGUUUGAUUUGCAAGAACUUAUGAAACCAUUGCCCAUCACAGGCUCACCCGUACUCUAUCGUCACUCUGGUUUUGUACCUAAUGGUGACCUUAAGCAAAUUACAACGGCGACUGGAGCAAAGACGUAUAAAAAGAAAAGGAUCCAGAGGGCAGAACAACAGCUCAAUUCUAGCGUUUUACAACUUAGUACCUGUUUAAGCCGUCCUCAAAACAACAACGUGAAGUCACUAAAAUUUGUAUGGUUGUAGGACGGGAAACCCCGACGGAAAAUAAGUCAAGUUUCCAUUUAGAACUCAACACCGCUCAAAUACGUUGUGCUGAAGUUGAGAUUUGGCAAUUUAAGCGUCGAUAAACACGUCCACCCAUCAGCGAAAUUCUAGCCAAAGAAGACUAAUUCAUUCUUUUAAGUGACGUCAUCCACGGCCCUUCUGUUCUGGUUGCUUAAGGUCCCCAAUUUAUUAGUAAGUUUCGGUUUAAGAGUAACAAAAUGUGUGAAGUGGUUGUUAGAAUUCCUUUAAGAAUGCGCGAGUAGAUUUGGCACCGUUACGUUAUUUCGCCGAAGUUUUAACAACUUAACGCACGACAAUAAUCUUUAUUGAAUAUAAGUAAAAUGUUGUACCGCUUUUUCCGCUGUAGAGCCUUACGCAAGCAUCUCCUAUCUUUCCUGGUAACGUUGGUUAAGUGUCUGUCGCGAUACACCAAGGAAUGGAGACUGGAUAAAGAGAGGAUUUUUAUUGGUGACCUGGCAUACGCUUUAGCUCUGAAUUUGGAUUUAGCAGACAACCCACAGUUCUAUGAUUUGCCCGUGCUUGAGACGUCACUUGUUUGUUUGGUGCAUGUCACUUCGCAGCCACGGUGGAGCUCAGACUGUAAAUUCUCCCAAGGAAUGAGUCUGUGUAAACAACUCAUGUCAUCAUUGGUUCAGGUAGAGUAUUUUUGGAUUGGUUUCCAAUCAAGUAUCGUAAAACCGAAAGCAAAUAAAUACAAUGACCAAAAUGAGUAAAGCGGAAUGUUAUGAGCAGUCUGUGAGAACUGAAAAUAAAUAAAGGUAAAAGGCUUUUAGCGCGAGGAAACUCGACAUCGACAUCUUGUGACAUCAAAUUCAACGCGAACUUUGAUAUUGACUUUGACUCUGACUUCGCUUCGACAAAUGUACAUUUUGCUUUUACAUCUUCAUGUUAUUCGUCAGACCUACUUGACAACGGGUAAUGUCAUUAUUCGGUGAACCUUGUUAAAGCCAUUUCACCUCACUCCUUUUCCUUAUGGUCGCAAGAAUGAACAAAUGAACAUUGCCCUGGAGGAGAAAGUGUCGACAAUAAUUUUUCAAAUAUUUCUUUCUUUCAGUUUGUUUAAAAUAACUUAUACUUGACACGUUAAUGUUUUUUUUUCCAGGUGGUUCUAGCGUUCCACGCUGGCAGACUUGGCGCCAGUUUGUCAUUCAUGGGUAAAGGUGUCACUUAUUAUUCCAGCCUGUGUCUGUUGCACCUUACACACGAGAUGUCCAUUAUUGAUCCCGAAAAGGUAUCUCAUUGUUUCUUUUUAUAACGUGACAAUUAGCUGAAACUGCGGUUUUCUUUCUCUUUAUUUUUUUUACACUUAAAGAAAUGCGAAUGAAAGACAAAUUAUUUGUCUUUCGCUUGAGAAUAUGUUUAGUAUCUAACUUCGAUGAUCGCGUUUAAAGAUUACUAUCUGUCUCACUCCACCACCGUACGGGAAACUUUCGACGUGGCUGAUCGUAGCAGAAUACAGGCCGCUUGUAUCCUUUUUAUGAACCCAGUGACUCGUUAUCAAGUCCUAAUUUCUCAGUUUGCAGGACAUUCGAUGUCUAAAUCAGAUGUUUUUAGGUUCGAGAAAUCCUCACAGGACCUCGGUUCUUCUCUACGAUGUUGUCAUUUUUUCCUCUACUUUCAAUGGAUGCACACUUAGUUCACACUGCAUGCUUCGUAGGCCUGGGUCCUAAAAUGGUCACGUGGUCAAGACCAUCAAGAUGAGCCCCUACCAUGGCUGGUACCUUUGUUGACAGACCGCUGGCCGGACGUCCGUUGGAUGGGCCUUGGUAUAUGUACAAGUCUUGCUGGAAGCGAGCAAGGCAAGCAGGAACUACAAGUGGCUGGGCAGAAGUUUGUAGGAGGCUUGUGGAGCUUUGUGUUUACUGUUUUACUGGAUGACAUGGAAUGUGGCUUUGUCAGGCAGCAGGUUUGUAACAUAUCGGUGUGAAAAUUGAAAAUUGGUAAGCGCGCAUGGAGGUGCGGUAGCUGAGUAGUCAAGGCUGCGGUUAUUAUAGGUGUGUUCUGGGGCAAAACACUCAAUACUCACAUUGCCUUGUUGCCGUGAUAACGUUGAGGAAGGCAUUUAAUGGCGAUCGAUAACUUCACUGUCAAAGCCAAAAUAUGGAAAUCGUUUCUUAAUAACUCUCUCUGUGAGUCUAAUCGAUUCAUUAUUUUUUCUCUACGUUUUUGCCCAGCUUCAAAGAAAAAUGUAUGGUAUGCGUUUCUUUGAUUGCAAUACAGACAAUAUUUGAAACGAUUAUAAAUACAGUUAUUCGUUACCAAGCCUAAAUGAGUAAAAUUAGAGUUACUACCUAACACUUCUGUACUUGAGGGAGGCUUCGUAGAUCGGUUACGAAUUCAACUUCCUUAUAAAGAUGUCUCUUUUUUUAGGCGGCUCUGUUGCUUACUACUUUAGUCAGCGGACUGUCACCUGGAGGGAGCCUCCCUGAAGAAAAACGACAAGAUGACCUAAAGGUAUAUGUGAAAAGUUACCUGCAGAGCCUGCUAAAACGUCUUCUUGCCAUCGUAUUAAAUUGACCUUUCGUUUUACCUCUCUGUGAUGAAAACAGCAGUACUUUUCUUUGCGGCGUUGAACAUUUUUUUUGCCCCAUUGAGAUGUUCGGUCGAAUUGCUUGUCAAACGUGCAAAAAUAGUUAUAUCACUCUUAGAAUAAAGCCUGAAUGUUUUGAGGCUUUGUUUUGAAAAACCUAGUCAAUGGUGCAUAAAACUGUGAAGAUCUUUCCUCUGUGGAAACCUAUAACCUGCAGUUCAGAUCCUUGAUUCUUUUUUUUCACACUUUCAACAUUGGAGUCGAAAGGUAACUUCGAUGGUAUUGCAUGGCAGUUUUAUUCAAACUAAGAAUCUACAGAUCCCUGCACAUCAAGUCGAUUCCAUUUGUUGUAGACUAACUUAAAUACAAAGAUUAAGCUUCUUGAUAAAUUUCCUUCUCCUGUAUUAUGUAACCUUUCGCUUUUCGCUUUUUUAGAACCCUUCCAAGGGAAUUCAAGAUCUUCAUUCCCUUCUGGAGCAUUUCAAGUUUUUCCAACAGUUUUCCAACAUGCUUACAAGCAGUCCAAUUCCAUUGAUUCCACCGCAUGGCACAUCCAAGGCUUGUCAGAGCUCUGUCACAGUGUCUCUUUCGUCGGGGACUGGUACAGACUUUCCAUACAAGCCUCUUGGCUCAACGUCACAGACCCGGUCUGGCAGUGUAAGCUCGGAAGCUCAAACAUUAGCUACAGAGUCUGCAAAUGGUAAGGCAAGCCCUGGAGUGUUUUCAGUGGCUUCUCACACCUCGAGCACAGUCUUGUCAGGGGCGUCUUCGUCCGCACCUGAGACGCAGUUAUCAAGGACUCCUACCUCUUUGGUUCCACUGAUUAAUGAAAGAGGUCUGCCGAGUGGGUAUGUCUUCUCCAUGGGCACUUUUUUUGCUGGAUUGUCUUUCUUUUCAAGUCAAAUGUGAUUCUGCUGGAUAUUAAAACGAAGGCUGACAUCAAUUAAACUGAAUGUCUAUGCUAUUCCAAAACAGCAUCGUAGGAAAGAAAAUAUAGAAAUUUACGGUGCAAAAGCUCAGCAUUACAAAAGCUUUUUCAGCUGAAGGUUCAUGUUAAGUUUUGCUGUUUUUGAUCAACUCUUCAACCUGAGAGUGACCAGCAUCUAAUUUCCCCUUACAAUACUACCCCUGAAUCAGACAUCAAGGUUAAGAGAUCACCAGUGAUCACCAAUAAUGACCGCACAACACAGGUCGCCAGAUUGGCGACUUCCCUUGCAAAUUUAGUCGCUAAAAUUUUUCUCCUCUUGCUGUGCCGACUCAAUUGGUUGAAGCUUGGAGCGCUGACCACGUCUCAAUCUACAAUCUUAGGCCGGGUUAUCCAGUUUAAACCAAGUUUGAGCUCUUAAUAGAUUACCACGAACAGAAACACGUAAAAUGUUUUUAUUUGCUCUUUAUUUACCGUUUUAUUUACAUACACUUAGUAUGUCCAGUGCCAGCGCUAGUGGUGGCGUAAGUAGUUCUAUCAACUCGGUGGCUCCAUCAGGGACAUCCUCAGCAGUUACAAGGUCCUCCAUAACACCGGGGCUCAUUGGUGCAAUGGCACGUCUGGUGAACAAUUUGGUACUCCUGAACCCUGGGCCCAUCAUCGCAGCUCUGAACAAGGCAGAGAUUCUAAGCAGCUUUAUCGAGUGAGUAUGUAGGAAUUAUACGUUGUAGCGCAAUUUUUUUAUCAUUGUAAAUGGAGACGCAGAUGGCAAUGAUAGACGAUGAUAUUUUUUUUUUAUAUUUUUGCUGUUUGUUUGCAGUCAUAUUGAUUGCACGGAGGUACAAGGCUACCUUUGCGUGGAAGAACCCACCCCGCUGUCCUGCGCGUCCGCUGUAGUGAUUCAAGAGAUACUUUGCAUGUACAGCGAAAUCUUGUCUUUCCUUCACACUGUUGUCAAAGUGAAUACCAUCUUUUGCUUCACUUUGCUGCAAGACCACAAAGCUCUUGACAGGAUAAUGCUCCUCUUUUCACUUGAUGCUUCACAUACAGGUAAACUGAACGCCCACUAAAACAUCAAAGCUGCUAUUUAAUGUUAAUCAAGCAAUAGAUUGCACUCUCUCUUAGAGUAACUUUCCAUCGAGUGUUGAAAGUGAUACGGAAUUGCAUUAGUUUACUUUGCUCUGUGAUUGAGUUUACUCGCGUUCUCAUUGGCUCCUCAGGGUAUUUUCCUUUCCUUUGAUUGGCAGCUCUGAUUACCUUGGUCUUGGUUUUAUGACAUUCAGUCGAAAAGCAUUCUAAAAGUUUGCUGACGUUACGGCCCAUUAGUGAUAAUGGAUGAGCACAAGAUAAAUCUUUAAUAAAGGAUAAAAUGAUGUCGAAAUGGAAAAAAUGCACAACGGCGAAACUUGUUCCACGUGAACAGUAACCUCAUUUCAAUUCCGAUUUGCCCCCAAUCAAUUUAUGCCAAUUAUGAGCGCAAUAUCCUUUGACGUGGAAAGCUCGUUCAUGCUCCGGCGAAAAAAAACGUACAAGUUUUCUGGUACUCACGUAACCUUCCGUGUGUAGAGUUUGUCAGAGUUAUGAAAAAGUAGCGUGGAAAUAAUUUGUCAAACCUUUUCCUUUGUUAUAUCAGAUGACAGUCUACAAAUUGGCGUCAGAACUGUGCGAGAGAAUGCUUGUAAACUGCUAAUCACACUGCUGCAGAAUCAAGGUCAGCUGUCAGUUCCAAGUGUUGUUGAGGAGACUCUAUUAACUCACUGGAGGCUAUUAAUCAGUAAGAUGGAAUUCUAUUUUUCUGCGUGUAGUAAAAUAAAAAUGACACUUCAGGUGUUGUUGAAAAACUUGGAAAAUACAUUUAAUUUAAUUUAUUUACCUUUGAAAUUUCUUUUACGAAGCCUUUUCUUGAGAAAGAUGUUUCGGUCUAUUGUUGUUUACAAUGGAAAUGAUAUACAAGCUCAUUAUUGCUUACAGUCAUCGCUCAUGAUAGGAUUAACGCUCUGUUGUUUUUAUCGUUUUUUUCGUGUAUCUCCGCCGUCAGUCAUUCUCCCCAAACCCUUUCACUACUUUUUGUGAUUAGCAUCUAAUUUCCCCUUACAAAACCACCCCUAAAUCACACGUGAAGAUCGUGAGAAUAAAGGGAAUGAUCACCAACUAAAGAAUCUCUUGAUUGUUAAAAAAAUAACACUCCUUGUCAGCGGUAUGCACAUUGACAUUAGAGAAGAUAUAAUGGCUGAUCACUUUUUUUUUACAAUUUUUUUCAGGUGUCACCAAACAUUCAUUUGAAGAGAGCAAAUCCCCCGCCCUAUCCUCCCUAAGAAUUUUACUUCUUAAUCUUCUUGGCCUCCAGUUGACCAUCGAGGGCAAACGACAACCCAAUGGGAGAGGGUGGAGUAACGGAAAAUCAGAUAAACCUCUAAUAAAGAAUCAUUUUACUCGAUUACUCGAUAAUACCGAUACCAGUGAACACUUGGUGGAUGCUGUGAAGAAUGAGAAAAAUCAUAGGGAACAAAACUGUGAAUACGGCCCAGGAUUUUCUGCUAGCAGUGAAACUUCUGGUCAAGAACUUUGCAGCGUUUUACUAGAAGUCUACGACAGUGCCCCUUCGCGGCAGAGUUCACUUACCACGGAUCAGGAGCAGGCGUUAGUGUGUGCUGUUCUGAGUGCUUUAUUGGCUUUAAGUCACGCGGCGAAAAGAAUUGCUCUGCAAGGUGAGGAGAUUGACCAGUCUUACCUGAUAACUUAUUUUAAGAGAGUUUGGCUGCUGUUUGAAGUCUCAAAACGCGGUCUAGCAGUAAACUUCACAAUUAUUUCUUUAAUAGUGAAGAACUGAAAAAAAUUUAAGUGUUUUGAACAUCCGGGUCCUGUAAACUACUCAACUCGUGAGUUUGGUUUUUCGAAACAGUCCUCCUAAUCCGCCUCGCUCCCGCAUAGAUUCAUUCUUGCUUCCUUUGUUUAUCUAGCUGGGCUUGUGGAAACCACUCUGGAACACGUCAAGCAUCUUCAUGCUCAGAUGAACAUGAAUUCACUCCAGCUUGGGAAAGGUUCUUCGUGGAGAAGGAAGGUAAUGACUUAAACAUCCUGAAGUGGUUUGUUUACCGGCACAAACAUAACUUAUUUUCUUCCAUCCUUUUAUGUUAGCUCUUUUCCUCAGAGAUUCCUGUACAACGUGGUCUCGAUCUUUUGUUUUCUUUCCUCGAAAUUGCGCCCAUGAGUUCAAACCUUUUCUGCGAGUUUAGUGACCGAGUCAUUCUUCCUCGUGCCCUUGGAUAAAACUUCGUUACUUCGCCUCAGAUAAUGCCUUCUCCUUUUCUUUGGUAAGUGUUGAAACUGCCUCACUCCUACGCGUAACACGAGUUCGAUCAUGCGCAACACGAGUUCUAAAAAUGUAACACGAGGUUUCGAGAAAAUAUUCGUUGAGUUUCACCGAUUAAAGUUGAUAUUCAAAAGCAAAGUUCGAGUUAUCAUUACAGUAAGGGAACGCAAAGUUCAGACAAGCUUUUUUUUUAUUUUUAGCUUACUGUUUUUUCUUUUCAGGAGGAUCCAUUGAUGAUCGAGCUUAUUAAGGUGCUUCAACUACUCAGAAACUUUCUUCACUGUAAUGCAUCAGUCAAGGUAUCUAGUAGUAACAUAAUUCCUGACUGUCAAUCGUUUGCAUCUAUCAGUGUUGUGUUACCGUAGGUUUUUCUUGAUAACCAAAUAUAUGUCUGGAGCUUUCACAUUCAAUUAAAAGUUUUGCAGGAUGACAGGGGUCUAUAGCCGCCUCUAAGAUCUCUUACCACCGUCUGCUUAGCCUGCGAGUAGGCUCUGGUGUUUUGGUUUUGGUUUUUGACCUCUUUUGGAAAAAAUUAUUGAAUCCCCUGAAGGAUUCUGGGAAGAGGUUGGGGAAAGUUUUUGUCUUUGUAAUGUAUACAUAUGGAAAUGCAAACUGAAGGUAUGCUUUCUUUGCCUUUGCUUCUGUAGAGAGCUUGCGUAGAAAGCAGAAUCGUUGAUGUCCUGCACAAACUCUGGUCGUGGUGUUCCGUCGAGGUGCACCUUCUAAACGAAGUUUUGCGUCUGCUAUCAACGCUGACCGCACAGUUUUCAAAAGGUAAAUAGUUCCUGUGAACUGAUAAGAGUUACUUUUUUCGAAUAUAUCAACCUCCUAUAUUUAUUUCUAGAUACUAUUAUCCUCUUCCGUUGUGAGUUUGCUCUCUUUCAAUUUGCCACAAGGGCAGUAUCACCUGGUGUGAGUCAUUUAGACACUUGUUAGGGAACUUGUCAUCUUUUUUCCAGUGACAUGUCGCCUAAAACACCUUUUAUUUGAUCACGUCCAUCUUCACAGCCCUCAUGAUUUAGAGAAAUGUGAUCCGAAAUUUGACUUCAUUUGUUGUACUAUGUUUUGUUAUUGGUGUAGAAAGUUCAUGCCACCUUUUAAACUAAUCAACUGCAAAACUAAAAUCGCUUUUGCCAUGGUAAGACUGAUUUCUUUUUCUCUACCCUGAGCGGGUUUCCUUUGGUUCAACUUGUUCUCAUUUGCCAACUUUGGUAUCGGUUAUACGUCACUCUUGAAGAGCAAUACACGAGCAAAAUCAAAAGCCCACAUAGAUGAAAAAUAAAACCCACACAACUAUGAUGGAAAAUAAAAACCACACAACUAUGUUUAAAUAUUGCCCAUCAAAUACUCGUGUAGAUUGAAUAACUAUAUCAGUUGCUUAAUUUUUUUUUCUGGAUGUAUUUGUACAUUUUUGUGACGAAUUAAUUAAAUAACAAUUUUAGUUAGAGAUCAGGUAGGCACCGAAAAACUUUUUUUUUCUGAUCGUUUCGUUUGUCCUCGCAGCAUCAGCUUAUGUCGCAGGUAGUUCAGGUGUUCUUGGCAACGUUAGCCGUUCUGUUCAGAGUGGAAGCACAUUACUACAUAGCCUGAUUAAACUGACUCAUAAGACCAACAGUAAGCUUCAGAACAGCUCCAGUACCGAAUUGGACAUGCACCUGGCUGUUCUAAAGAACAUGUUCAAUCUGCUUAGUAACCUGGCUUUAAGUGCCGAAUGUAGAGGAGUCCUGUGGAAGGUAGGCCUGGGAACGUGUCACUCGCAAUAAUGUCGUGUCGUCCAUUACAGUCGCUUUUCAAGUAGUAAUUUCUCUUCUCAUAAAUUUCUGCCUUUCCUGUUGUACUCGGCAGGAAUGUAGCGAAAUUAGGGCAAGUACCUCUCAAAAACAACCUCGUGCUUACAAGGCGCGUACAAUUUUCGAGAGCUGCCGUCUCGUCCUCAUGCUACUCCCGUUAGUGGUUUAAUCCCUCCUACGCCCACUGGCUGUUACACGUAGAGAAAAUUAUAGUGGCAGAGAAAUCUAACGUUCGGAUAAAAACACAUUGCGGACCUAACCUUUUAUAAGGAAUUUUUGAAGUGUAAGAUUUAGAAUGAUAAUCUUGUUUACCACUGUUGUUCAAGUCGAAACGUUUAUAAGGCUGGAUGCUUUUUCCUCUGUCUCUGCAGACGAACUUUUUCCAACCAUUCGCUUCACUGAAGCCUAUUAAAAGCGGUGCCCAUCCCAGACACAAGUCCAUUACUCGUGGCGUGACACUCUGCUGGCUCAACGUACUCGUUAGCGUGACAUUCUUUACCGAUGGCCAGCAGGUUGUGGUCAAGACCCCUGGCGUUGUAGAAGUGUUGUUAGAGCUAAGUAUGGCUCAGAACAGGCAGCUACAGGAAAAGGCUCUUCUUGUUCUGAGAAAUUUGUGCUUCCAUGGCGCCAGCAAGCCUGUGCUGUUGGUGAACGGUGAGUUAUCAUCUUCGCAUUAGUGCUUUUUUAGCCUAGUAUUUGUACGUGCUAACGCAAAGUUAUGGCAACAUGUUCUAGCCAUGGUAUAAGAGGCUGCCAAACAGGGUCCUCCUGUUUUCAAAGAUUUCGUCUUGAUUUAGAAAUAACCAACGACGUUUGCACGUGGACGGCUAAACAUUUGUCUGUUCGUUUCCUGCCAAAAUAGGCCAGCAACGUGCGAGGUACAUGUGACAUUGUAGAGUGCUUUUGGAUUGAGUGACAUUACGCCAAAACCAAGGCAAUCACAACAGCCAGUCAUGGCUAAGAUAUAUCACCAGGAGCUAAUGAGCUUAUUCUCCCAAAUGACGAACUAAAUUAUUGUUAAUGCUUUGUUUACUUUGAAAUGAUUGUCCUUUUGUUUCUCCCCCCCCGCCUCCCCUUUACGGGUGAGACUGUUGCUGUGGAUCCAACAACAAUUAAAAUGAUUGGUAUCUCCUCUGUUUUGCAGAGAAGCUACUGUCUCUACUGGUGGAAUUUACUACUGAUAAUUCCGUUUACUUGAGGGCACUGUGCCUCUCAGCUUUGUGUUCACUUCUGCACAAUUGUCAAAAGGUACGUUGCAUGUCACGAUAGUGAAAGUUUGUUAAACCAUAAAGUAUGAAAAAAAGAAGCACUGAAUUAACCCUUUAACCCUGAAGAGUGACUAACAUCUAAUUUCUCCCAACAGUAUCACCCCUGAAUUACACGUUACGUCAUGAGAAUUAGGGAAAUGAUCAACAAAUAAAGAAGCUCUUGAUUGUUAAAUGAAUUCUCCUUGUCAGCACCUUAUAGACUAUAAAGAGAACAGUAUGGAGAAUAUGCAUACUGAUUUUAGGGUGUAAAGGGUUAACAGAAAGAUCGCUUGUUGCUGUGCAUCUGUUCAGUUGUAAAUCACAGGUGACGUCAAAAUGCGGUAAGAACAAAAACAAGUGGCGCGCGAGGCGCUUUGGAGUGUGUUACAGAUGAUCUUACGGAUGUUCUUUCUCUCUGGAGGGUACGAAUGAGGAUUCAAAGGUAAACUGCAAACUGCUAGCUCAUCGUGUCUCUCAACUACUUUACUUUCAUUAGGCCAAAGUAUCUUUGAAGAAGACGGGAUUGGUGAAGAAACUCGACGAAAUUCACUUGCUACCGGGUAAGUUGGUGAAAUCUUCAUUCUUUUCAACCAUCAACAACUACCUUCAAAUUUGUUCGGGGCGCGAGUGCUUUUGAAGUUACAGGACGGGGUAAAAUUCCGAAAAGCGCUCUUUUAAUCGAAGGAUAUCGCCUCUGAUAUCAAACCUUCCAUCAAGUACUUUCUUUAACCGUAGAUAGUUUUUUUUAGUAUCUUUUUUUUUCUCAUUUCAGAAUUUGAACAUGCAACAGAGGACAAAUUUAGCAAAAUGUGUCAGGAGAAUAUAAACAUUUUACGGAAAAUUUUCUCAGACAAAGAUGAUCGUGCUGUGUAA